Messenger RNA from Eurypyga helias (sunbittern), 1364 nucleotides. RefSeq names its product rho GTPase-activating protein 1-like. Bases 51 to 1364 code for a protein of 437 amino acids. Gene Ontology annotation, cellular component: cytoplasm. Gene Ontology annotation, biological process: small GTPase-mediated signal transduction; negative regulation of endocytic recycling. Gene Ontology annotation, molecular function: GTPase activator activity. NCBI's taxonomy places the organism in Eukaryota, Metazoa, Chordata, Aves, Eurypygiformes, Eurypygidae. The record is from RefSeq and is a predicted model, not a curated record. The transcript has 12 exons.
UGCAGCCCUCGUUCUAGGCGCUGCAAAAUAACCUGCAGCAUUUGGGGACCAUGGCUACAGACCCGCUCUCGGAGCUUCAGGAUGACCUGAACUUGGAUGAUACCAACCAGUCCCUCAGCCAGCUCAAACUGGCCUCCAUAGAUGAUAAGAGCUGGCCAGCAGAUGAAGCACCUGCUUUUCCCAAAUCGGAGGACUCCAAAGGCUCCCCUGAGCCCGUCACUCACCUGCAGUGGGAUGAUCCCUACUAUGAUAUUGCCAGGCACCACAUUGUGGAAGUAGCAGGUGAUGACAAAUAUGGAAGGAAAGUCAUUUUGUUCAGUGCCUGCCGGAUGCCCCCGAGUCAUCAACUUGAUCACGUGAAACUACUGGGGUACCUGAAAUUCACACUGGACCAGUAUGUGGAGAGUGAUUACACACUGGUGUACUUGCACCAUGGCCUGACCAGUGAGAACAAGCCAUCCCUGAGCUGGCUGCGGGAUGCCUACAGGGAAUUUGAUCGCAAGUACAAGAAGAACAUCAAAGCCUUGUAUAUUGUGCACCCAACCAUGUUCAUCAAGACUCUGCUGAUUCUCUUCAAGCCUCUGAUCAGCUUCAAGUUUGGACGGAAGAUUUUUUAUGUGAACUUCCUUAGUGAGCUGGAGGAGUAUGUGAAGUUGGAACAGCUGGGGAUCCCAAGCCAAGUGCUGAAAUAUGAUGAAUAUCUGAGAUCCCUGCAGAAACCUUCACAAGUGCCCCAGAAGCCAACACCCCCGCGCCCACCGCUGCCAAACCAGCAGUUUGGAGUCUCGCUCCAGCAUCUCAGGGAGAAGAACCCCGAUCAGUCUCCUGUUCCGCUGGUGGUCAGAGACACUAUCACUCAUUUGCAGGAGCAUGCUCUUGCUACGGAGGGGGUUUUCCGGAGAUCAGCAAAUACGCAGGUUGUCAGGGAGGUCCAGCAAAAAUACAACAUGGGUGUGCCUGUAGAUUUCCAGCAGUAUGAAGAUGUCCACCUCCCUGCUGUGAUCCUCAAGACCUUCUUGAGGGAGCUACCUGAGCCCCUCCUCACCUUUGGCCUUUACAGCCACGUUGUCAGCUUCCAGAGUGUGGAGGAGGAGAAUCGUGUGGAUGUUGUUCGCAAAAUACUCCAGACUCUGCCGGAAGAAAACUACCAAGUGCUCCGUUUUCUGACAGCCUUUCUGGUGCAGGUCUCCGCUCACAGUGACAGAAACAAGAUGACGAACACCAACCUGGCAGUUGUGUUUGGCCCAAAUCUGCUGUGGGCCAAAGAUGUAGCCAUCACCCUAAAAGCCAUCAACCCCAUCAAUACCUUUACCAAGUUCCUGCUGGACCACCAGGAGGAGCUCUUUGGAGGUGUGGAGGCCUGA